This is a messenger RNA of Syzygium oleosum, 537 nucleotides long. RefSeq names its product V-type proton ATPase catalytic subunit A-like. Gene Ontology annotation, cellular component: plant-type vacuole. Gene Ontology annotation, molecular function: ATP binding; proton-transporting ATPase activity, rotational mechanism. Bases 1 to 537 code for a protein of 178 amino acids. Gene Ontology annotation, biological process: ATP metabolic process; proton transmembrane transport. The record is from RefSeq and is a predicted model, not a curated record. NCBI's taxonomy places the organism in Eukaryota, Viridiplantae, Streptophyta, Magnoliopsida, Myrtales, Myrtaceae. The transcript has 6 exons.
AUGGCAAAGCAGCAGCAGCGACGCCGGAGCAGCAGCAGCAGCCUUAGCGGACAAGCGGCGGCUCACGGUGGAGUCGGGCGGAGAUGGGGGCUAAACGGUGGUGCUGGUCGAGCUGGAAUGGAGGGCGAGAAGCAGCCGAAGCAAGAAGAAGCAGAAGCAGACACUGUUCUGGAGCUGGAGUUCCAAGUUUUGACUCAUUUGCAGUACUCUAACUCUGAAGCUGUAGUUUAUGUUGGCUGUGGGGAACGUGGAAAUGAAAUGGCUGAGGUCCUUAUGGAUUUUCCACAGUUGACAAUGACAUUACCUGAUGGUCAGGAAGAGUCAGUUAUGAAGCGUACAAGUCUUGUGGCAAACACUUCUAUUAUGCAUGUGGCUGCUCGUGAGGCAUCAAUAUAUACAGGCAUUACAAUAGCUGAGUACUUCAAAAAUAUGAGCUACAAUGUCAGUAUGAUGGCAGAUUCAACAUCUCGUUGGGCAGAAGCACUUCGUGAAAUCUCUGGACAAUUGUUUCUGAACUUUGAUGGCUUUGUCAUCUAA